CGCGUUGUUGUGACGUCACGUCGCGUCGCGUCUGCGACGGCGGCUGAGGAGGGUCAAGGCGUCAUGGCGGCCGUUCCUGCGCCUUCCUCCGGAGCUUUGGUGCCCGUCGCCGCCGAGGCCGGCGCCGUGGUCAGGAGCAGGGAGGCCGUCCGACCGGCCGCCAAGCGUCCGAAGAAGAUCCUGGAUGAGGAUGCCUACAUCGAGAGUUUAGAGAAUAUUAUUCAGCGCGAUUUCUUUCCCGAUGUGGAGAAGUUACGGGCGCAAAAGGAGUAUCUGGAAGCUGAGGAAAAUGGUGACUUGGAGAAAAUGAGGCAAAUCGCUAUUAAAUUUGGCUCCUCCUUGGGCAAAUCAUCGCGGGACACACCUGUGCCAUAUGUUACUCCAGCCACGUUUGAAACCCCAGAAGUGCAUCCAGGUGGUCUCCCUCUGGGAAAUAAAUCCAGAGCUGGCACCCGAGCUGCAGAAGAAGGAGAAGCAGAAAAAGAUGAUAAAGAUGCUCUUCCCAAUCUGGACAGUUUCUUAGCAAAACACACGAGUGAAGAUAAUGCUUCAUUUGAGCAGAUCAUGGAAGUGGCCAAAGAGAAGGAGAAAGUCAAGCAUGCUUGGCUGUACAGUGCGGAAGAGGAGUAUGCCCAGAGACGAAAUGAAAACCUGGCACUUCCUUCAGCAGAGCAGCAAGCUCUGGAGAAUGUGAAAGCUGGGCUGGAGACCUGGGAGUACACUGCUAGAAACACCCUCAUGUAUUAUCCAACAGGUGUACCUGAUGAGGAGGACACAUUUAAGAAGCCCAGGGAAGUUGUCCAUCGGAACACUCGUUUUGUGAAAGAUCCAUUUAGCCAAGCUGUGAGCAAAUCACAGCUCCAGCAAGCUGCAGCCCUCAAUGCUCAGUACAAACAGGGGAAAGUAGGACCAGAUGGGAAAGAGCUGAUACCCCAGGAGUCUCCAAAAGUAAAUGGAUAUGGAUUUGUGACUACUCCCUCUCCUGCCCCUGGUGUGAAUGAGUCUCCUUUUAUGACAUGGGGUGAAAUAGAAACCACCCCUCUACGUCUAGAUGGAUCAGAAACACCAUAUGUGGAUCGCACCCCUGGACCAGCCUUCAAGAUCCUGGAGCCUGGACGUCGUGAGAGGUUAGGACUCAAGAUGGCCAAUGAAGUGGCAGCUAAAAAUCGAGCGAAGAAGCAGGAGGCACUUCGAAAAGUCACAGAAAACUUGGCCAGCCUCACUCCAAAAGGAUUAAGCCCAGCAAUGUCACCAGCUUUGCAACGACUAGUAAACAGGACUGCAAGUAAAUACACCGACAAAGCCCUGCGAGCCAGCUAUACUCCUUCUCCAGCCCACACAGGAACUCCUGGUUACAAGACACCAGCAAAUGGGCCCCAAACACCCACAACCACCCCACAGUCUAGGACAGUAUCUCAAACACCAGUAUCUCAAGAUACUACAUCAAUCACAGACAAUUUACUACAGCUUCCUAAAAGAAGGAAGGCAUCUGAUUUCUUCUAAAUAUUCUUGUCAUCAGCAAGGCAAUAGUGAACAGCCCAUGCUCAGCUGUCUGCAACGUGGAUGUUUUGAACCACCAGUAGUAAGAGGUAUCUAGAUUCAGCUGCCGGAGUGGAAGCCAGCCGUUUUUAAAUCUGGGACCAGAUCUAGACUAUGUAGCUGAAAUAGCUUGUGAUGUGCUUUAUGGAAGACAAGUGUCUCUUGCUGUGGUAUAUAACUUCCCUUUGAACUGCAUGGAUGUGUUACACAGGACUGCUGUAUCAUAAGGAUGCUUCCUGCAAUGGCAAAGAAGAAUCUGGACUCCUAGCUAAAACAGUGAUAAUUUUUUAAAUCUCUCUUUUUUUUCAGAUGGCUGUGCAUUUGAAUACAUUUCUAUACAAAUAUGUCUAUUUAUAAAAUA
Messenger RNA from Phasianus colchicus (ring-necked pheasant), 1900 nucleotides. It is a transcript of the gene ESS2, whose product is annotated as ess-2 spliceosome associated protein. The record is from RefSeq and is a predicted model, not a curated record. NCBI's taxonomy places the organism in Eukaryota, Metazoa, Chordata, Aves, Galliformes, Phasianidae. Gene Ontology annotation, cellular component: catalytic step 2 spliceosome.